Molecule: messenger RNA, 518 nt
Organism: Racocetra persica
Lineage: Eukaryota; Fungi; Glomeromycota; Glomeromycetes; Diversisporales; Gigasporaceae
Source: the annotation of a GenBank genome assembly
UUACGGAUGGUCAAUUCAGCAAAGAACGACCGAUGAAUUGUUCGCGAUCGCAUACUUGGCAAAAAAAUUUGGCGUACCUGGUUUAACAAAUUUAACAGAUUCUUUGUUAAAAUUUCUUCCAAAAUCAUGGAAAUCAGACGAUAAUGUCUGGGAAGUUGGAUUGAUGGUUAGCAAAUGGUUAAACUUGGACCAAACUAAAUUAGCUAUUUUAAAAUUUUUGGUAAAUUGUUUAUCAAACGCUGAUGAUAAAAAUAAGACGGAAAGGAUUAUAAUGAGAUUGGGAAAAGAUGAUUUAAAGGAAGUUGAACGAUUAAUGAUGGAGAUUUAUGGAAAAUUGAAUGCAAAUGCAAUAGGACAAGAAAGCGAUGAUGAUAGUGAGGAUAGCGUAGAAUCAGAUUCUUCAAAAUCAGAGGCGUCGUGUGACACGACUAAAAUAGAAAAGCUAGGAAAUAACACGCAUAAAAAGGAAACUGCCAAAAAAGAUGACGAGUCCUCCAGUGAAUCAAGUGAUGAGUCUA